UAAUAAUCUCCAAAGAUCUGGCAAUAUGGUCGUCGCAAAUCCUCUCAUUGUUUCUGUAAGAUCGCAGAACAAACACAAAUUGCGUCCUGCAAAGAAUCCGGUGAGGAAUUUUGGCCUGAGGAUGUACCUGACGUCGACGACGGCGAUAUUUGGCCGGCGUAUGAAAGGGAGGAGCUGAGAAUAUCGGCUUGUCAUUCCCUUCCGUUGCUCUUUUCAAUUUCUAUCAAUGUGAACACAGCUGCAAUCUUGCAAAAUAUCUUCCUUAAUUGCGCUUCGCCAUCACCCAUCAGCUCUUCCAUCUCUCUAUUAAGUUUGGAUUCAUUGCGCUGCAGCUAUGGGAGGCGUAAGAUUCAGCAUCAGGACUUUACGAAGUUCUGUCCCAAUGAGGAAUUUCGUCUUGCAAGUUCUAUUGGGCCGAUGGUUCACCGUCUUCGCUUCGUUACUGAUCAUGUCCGUUUCCGGCGCCACAUACAUGUUUGCACUCUACUCCGCCGACAUCAAAUCCUCCUUGGAUUACGAUCAGACCACUCUCAACCUCAUCGGCUUCUUCAAGGAUCUGGGUGCCAACGUUGGAGUCUUCUCGGGCCUCAUCAAUGAAAUUACACCGCCUUGGGUCGUCCUUCUAAUUGGUGGGGUAAUGAAUUUCUUUGGCUAUUUCAUGAUUUGGCUUUCUGUCACUCAACGAAUCCCCAAACCCAAACUGCCCGCUAUGUGUUUGUAUAUAUGCCUAGGUGCGAAUUCUCAGACAUUUGCUAAUACAGGGGCUUUGAUCCCUUCAGUGAAGAAUUUCCCCCAGAAUCGAGGUAAUGUAUUGGGUUUAUUGAAAGGAUUUGUUGGGUUGAGUGGGGCAAUUUUGACUCAGAUUUACCAUGCUUUUUAUGGAGAUGAUUCUAAGGAUUUUAUCUUGCUCAUUGCUUGGCUGCCUACUGCUGUUUCUUUCUUGCUUCUUCGGGUUGUUAGAGUAGUGGAAGUGAACCGAAUAUCCAAAUCCAAUGAUCUAAAGAAUUUCUAUUAUAUGCUCUACACUUCCCUUGUUCUUGCUGGCUUCCUCAUGAUCUUGAUCAUUAUUCAAAACGAGCUCAUUUUUACUAGAAUUCAGUAUUUGGGUUGUGCAUUUAUCCUCCUAGUGCUUCUUUUUCUUCCCCUUGUCGUUGUUAUAAGAGAAGAAUUCAUCAUGAGGAAGAGGAAAUCACAAGAUAUGGAUGUAAUUUCUGUGCUUCCACUAGACCCAUCUCCCGUUGAAUUAUCAUCCUCUAGACCACCAAGUUCUUGCUUUAAAAAUGUGUUCAGACCGCCGGAAAGAGGAGACGAUUACACCAUUUUACAAGCAAUUUUCAGUGUAGAUAUGUUGAUACUGUUUGUUGCUACAAUCUGUGGGGCUGGUGGGGCUUUGACUGCAAUGGACAACUUGGGUCAGAUAGGCAGCUCCCUUGGCUACUCAGCUCAUAGCAUUUCUACUUUCACUUCCCUCGUGAGUAUAUGGGGCUUUCUCGGUCGAGCAUUUUCAGGUUAUGCUUCUGAAUUCUUAUGGACCAAAUAUAGCUUCUCUCGCCCUCUGUUCUUCACUCUUGUGCUUCUUUUCUCUUGCGUUGGUCAUCUUCUAAUUGCCUUUGGAGUCCCAACUUCCCUUUAUUUUUCUUCCGUGAUCAUUGGAUUUUGCUUUGGAGCACAAUGGCCAUUGAUUUUUGCCAUUGUUUCUGAAUUAUUUGGGUUGAAAUACUAUGCAACUUUGUAUAGCAUAAGCGGCAUUGCUAGCCCAGUUGGCUCAUACAUUUUCAAUGUGAAAGUAGCUGGCUUUUUAUACGACCAAGAGGCUAGAAAACAAAUGGCUGCCUCUGGUCUUGUAAGUGUUGCUGGUAGGGACUUGGCCUGCAAGGGCGUCCAUUGUUAUAGAUUAGCUUUUCUGAUAAUCACUGCUGCAACCGUGUUGGGUUGUGUUGUUUCUUUCAUUUUGGUGCUUCGAACUUGGGAAUUCUAUAAGGGUGAUAUCUAUAAGAAGUUUAGAGAGGAAAGAAAGGAAGCAGAAUGAUAAAGUUAGUAUUCUCGGAUCUAUGAAAGGUGAAACGUUGCAGGUCUCCGGCAUCAUAACCUCCCCUUUCCUUUGACCAAUGCGUCAUCGAACCAAGCAGUUUAGUCUCCACCUACAUUCACCCUUUGUCGGGUGGAAAUAGUUGUUGAAACUAGUUUUCCAAUUCCAUCCCGAACCGGGAGUUGAGCAGAAUGUUGCCUUUUGUUUUGGUGAAAGAUAGAAGGUAACCAUUGUGAGAGUGGAGAUCGAACCAUCAACUAUUGGAAUGAUAAUUUGUGACUUUAUCCCACUAUACCGACUUGAAAAUAGGUUCGUUUCCGUAAUGUUAUAGCCUCACUUUGAUUAACGUGUCCCACUUGGAAUUCAUCUUUGUAACUCCAUA
This is a messenger RNA of Cucurbita pepo subsp. pepo (vegetable marrow), 2411 nucleotides long. RefSeq names its product protein NUCLEAR FUSION DEFECTIVE 4-like. Gene Ontology annotation, cellular component: membrane. Lineage: Eukaryota; Viridiplantae; Streptophyta; Magnoliopsida; Cucurbitales; Cucurbitaceae. The record is from RefSeq and is a predicted model, not a curated record.